UAAUGUGGUUAUGUUUUUUUUUUUGUUGUAUACUUACGAGUGACUUUUAGUGAUGAUGAUGAUGAUGAAAUGACCUAGUUUGUUUUGGCUUUAAAACUCGAUAUAUAUAUACGAUAUCAUUUUUUGUGUACGUAUUUUUGUUGUACUAUACAAUCAAUUUGUGUUUGUGUGUGUGCGUGUGCAUUUGAAAGAUUUUUUUUCCCAGUAAUUUUACUGAAGAUUAUUGUUCAGAAUACAGAGUGUUGUAAAGAUUUGUGUGUGUGUGUGUGUGUAUGUAUUUUGUUUAUUGUAACUUGACAAAACUAACGAAUCUAAGAAUCCAUUUAAAUGUGAAAAAUAAUGGAAUCGAUAAUGCCGAAAACAACAACAACAACAACGGUUGUGGUUGCCGUUCCAUUAUUGGAUAUGGUCAAACCACAACCACCACCGCCAUUAUCAUCAAUAAAGGUUAAUCAUCAAACAUCAAAAAUGAAUACGGGUAAACCGAAAAAUAAAAUGACCAAACGAAAGAAUUCAGAAAAACGUAAAGAAAAAUCUCGAAAAGCAGCACGUGAACGCCGUAGUCAAGAGGCAAAAUUAUUCGAUAGUAUUGAAGAAAUAUUGCCAGUACCGACAAAAAUAUUGGAUCAUUUGGAUAAAGCAUCAUUUAUACGGAUAGCUAUAAAUUAUCUGAAAAUACGUUCAGUAAUUGAACCAUUCAAUGUGAACAACAACAACAACAACAACAAUGGUAUUGGUACAUUGAAUCAAUUUGAAAAUAUGACAAUGGACAAUUCAUUAUUGAAUACAUUGAAUGGAUUUUUAUUUGUACUUUCUAAAAAUGGUGACAUUAUUUAUUUAUCUGAAAAUGUUGAACACUAUCUUGGCCUGAAUCAGAUUGAUUUAAUGGGUCAAUCCAUUUAUGAUUAUAGUCAUCCAUGUGAUCAUGAUGACAUUAAAUCACUUUUACAGCCAUCAAUUGUUGCAUUUAAUGCAACUAAACAGACAUUAUCGUCAUCAUCAUUGGAUUCAUUAUCAAUAAAAACAGAACCAGUAAAAAAAGACGUAUCAUCAUCAACAACAACGAAAUCACCAUCGACCUCAUCAUCAUCAUCAUCAUCAUUGUUGAAUAAUGAAAUACUUGGCGAUACAAUUGGACCAUAUUUCAUACGUAUGAAAUGUACACUCACAAAUAAGGGUCGAAAUUUAAAUCUUAAAUCAGCCAAUUAUAAGGUAAUCAAAUGUCAAGGACGUAUGAUCAAUUUGGAACAGGUGAAUCCUGUACAUGCAAAUUUAAUUGGUGAAAAUUAUCGUCAUUAUAUGAUUGUUGUUGCUGAAGUUAUACAGCAUCCUAUACGGAUGGAAAUACCAUUAAAAAGUGAUGUUUUUAUAUCGAAACAUUUACCAGAUAUGAAAUUCUCUUAUGUAGAUGAAAGUAUCAAACAACUUUUUGGCUAUAAUGUUAAUGACUUGAUUGGCACAUCAUUUUAUCAUUAUUUUGAUGGCAAUGAUUGUAAACAGCUUAACAUUCUGUUCAAAACAUUGUUCGCAAAAGGACAGUGUGAUUUUGGUAAAUAUAAAUUUCUUGCAAAAACUGGUGGCUAUCGUUGGAUAUCAACACAAGCAACGGUUAUAAAUGAACCAAAUUCAACCAGACCACAAAGUAUUAUUUUGAUACACCAGGUUAUUAGUAACAUUGUGAAUGGUCAUCUAUUGACUUCGGAUGUACAAAAACCACAACAACAACAACAAUCGACGAUUAAUAGUGGAAUUCGAUCCGAUAUCGCUGCUUGUACUACUAUUGUUUGCAAUAAUAAUACAAAAUUAUCAUCACCAAUUAUAAAUGUUGUUGAUAAAAAUAAUUCGUUAACAGCAUCAACAUUGACACCAUCACUUAAUCAUUCGGUUGUUAGUACAACAAGUUCGAUUAUUGAAUCGUCAAUCAAACAACAACAGCAAACGAUUGGUCAACAAAAUUCAUCAUCAUCUGUUUCUUCUGUAUCAUUGGUUUCUGUUCCAGAAUUGGGCAAUAUUGCAUGUCCAUCAUUGUCAUCAGUUUCAGCAUCUACAACAACAGAAGCAUUGGUUCCGGUUUUAACAAAUGAUCAACAUCCUCCAUUGAUAUCGCCACCAUUACCGUCAUCAACAAAUUCUUCGUUGCCAUCGUUUAUUAUUAAAAUUGAAGAAGAAGAAAAACAAGAUCAAGAAUUCGAAACACAGCAGUUGCAGCAAAAACUUUUAUUUGAACAACAACAGCAGCAACAACAACAACAACAGCUUGUCGAAUCGAUCUGUCAGCCUCAAUCAAUAACUGAUCAAUUCAUAUCAAGUACAGAACAAGUGUUGGCACCUAAAACGGCCGACAUGGAAAGUGGUUUUCUUGUUUUCACUGAAGAUAAUAAUGGUCUUACCGUAUUGAAUGAUGCUGAUGAUUUAACACAUUUAGCACCAGAUGCUGGUGAUCUUUGUGUACCAAUGUUUCCUGAUAUGGAUUUUACAGACAUGAAUCUUUUUGAUGAAAUAUUUUUGAAUAGUUCUUCAUUUAAUAUAUCGGCUAAUGGUGGUGUAUUAUCUGAAGAUGAAUUUCUUAAUAAUCUUGUAUCAUUAGAUACAAAUGGUAAUGAUAAGCUCAAAUUGGAUAGCCUGGAUAAUUUUAGUAUGGAAUUUGAAAAUCAAUUUAUGAUGAAAAAAUUUCCAUCAUCAGAAACAUUUGCCGAUAUAAAUAAUCAUCAUCAUCAUCAUAAUAAUAAUAAUCAUAAUCAUAAUCAUAAUUCGAUAAAAGAUUCAUUAAAAACUAAUGGACUAGAUUGUAAUUCAAAUGAUCCAUUCUUAUCGUUUACAAAUGAUGAAUUUUAUUAUCAAAUUCAUCGAAUACAUCAUUCAUUAGUUCAUAUGAUUUUAAUGAAUUGUUCAUCAUCAUCAUCAUCAUCAUCAUCGUCUUCAUCAUCAUCGUCAUCGUCUUCACAAUAUUCACCAAAAUCAAUAUCUGAUGAUUCAAUGGGAAAAUUAUGUGAUAAUAAUAAUAAUAAUAAUAAUAAUAAUAAUAUGAAUGAUGAUAAAGAUUUAGAGAUGCGUGCACCCUUUAUACCAAUCGAUGAUGAUUAUUUAUUGAAUGAUUUUCCAUGUUCAAAUCUGGAUGAUCUUUUUGAUUGGAUUUCAAAUACAAAUAAUAUUAAUAACGAUGGCAAUAAUAAUAAUUUAACAAUGACAAACAACAACAAUGUUAAUGGUGGCAAUAAUAAUAAUAAUAUAAAAUUUAAUGGUUUCAAUGAUCAAUUCAAUCGACAACAACAACAACAACAACAAUCUUCAAUAACUAAUAAUAAUAAAUCAAGUCUUCCAAAAUUGAAUAGUGGUUGUCUGGAAGCAUUAUUACAAAACGAUCAACUUAUCUGUAAUAUAAAAAACAAGAUUUAUAGCUCAUCAAAUCAGUUAUUGAAUCAAACAUCAACAAUAAAUAAUCAUAAUAAUAAUUUAAAUCGUGAACAAUUUCAACAACAAUUGCAGGAAAGACAACAACAAAUUCUUGAAUGUUCAUUACAACAACAACAACAACAGCAGACAAACAUUGGUACACAACAAAGUAGUAGUAGUAGUAGUAGCAAUAAUCUGACAACAUUUUCAAAUGAUAAUCGUUCAACAACAACAACAUCAACAACAACAAUACCUACAACAAUGAAACGUAAAAAUAGUAAUAUCUAUGUUUAUACAACAAUGACACAAACAGGUGAAAAAAAGAUUAAGAAUCUUAUAUUAACACCGGAUAUACCGGCACAAAAAAUGUUGAUCAAUAAUAAUGGUAAUAAUAAUGGUUGUGGUAAUGGUACUAGUAUAAAUGGAUUACCAAAUGCUGCUGGAAACACCACCGGUACAGCAUCUAUACAUCAUUUUGUAUUGACCAAAAAUAAUGAACUUAUACCUAAAGUUGCAUUUAUUAAUCAUCAACAACAACAACAACAAUUUAAAGUUCCAAAACAACAAAUGGCAACAACCAAUACUACAACGGCCAUUAAUAUUGCAUCAAUAACACAGCAACAACAACAACAACAACAACAACGGCAAACAAAUGAAAUGAUAAUCAAAGAAAAUGUGUUCAAAAAACCACGAUCUGAUUCGACGAUCAAAAAUUUCUCAUCAAAUAGUGUGUUACUCAAUCUAUUGGUCAAUGGAUCUGAUCUAAACAAUGGUUAUGAAUUAACCAGUUCAGCCAAUAAUAAUAAUAGUAAUGGAUCAUCAAAUUCAUCAUCACCAUUAUCAUCACCAUCUUCUUCAACAUCAACAUUAUCACCACCAUCAUCAUCAUCAUCAUCAUCGCCAUCGUUGUUCAAUAGCCCAAUAUCGAUUAAAUUAUCAUCAUUGGAUUUAAUAUCAGCCAAUACUAAUAAUAAUUGUUUUUUGGUAAACAACACCAAUAGCCAUCAAAAUUUACAUCAUCAUACUGCGGGUACAAUGAUUGAAAAUCAUUUAUAGUAUGCUCAAUAUUUCAAUUCAAAUUCAACA
Molecule: messenger RNA, 4479 nt
Organism: Dermatophagoides farinae (American house dust mite)
Lineage: Eukaryota; Metazoa; Arthropoda; Arachnida; Sarcoptiformes; Pyroglyphidae
Biological process (GO): cellular response to hypoxia; regulation of transcription by RNA polymerase II
Cellular component (GO): cytoplasm; nucleus; transcription regulator complex
Molecular function (GO): RNA polymerase II transcription regulatory region sequence-specific DNA binding; DNA-binding transcription factor activity, RNA polymerase II-specific; protein dimerization activity
Source: RefSeq, a predicted model, not a curated record